UAAUGAACCUUACAGGAUCUGAACUGAACAGCAGAAGAGGCUCCACGUUGUGUUAGUGGUGUAACGUUAGCUCUGGCCCUGGGAGCAGUCCGUUGUUUUUAUAAUAUUAAUAAAUGCUCCUGCUGCUCUGUAGCAGUGUUUUCCCUGCCUAAAUGUGUUGUAUUAUAAGAACAGUAUAAUCAGUUGAAAAAGGUAAUCUAAUGGCGACAAAAGCUGCACGACUCCUCAGUAAACUGGAUGGUCUGUUUGCUGUUUACAAACCUCCUGGAGUUCACUGGAAACUGGUCCGAGACCAGGUCGAGACUAACCUGCUGACAGCUGUAAAUGCGUUUCCACCUCCUGCACCGCAGUAUCAGGUUCAGUUUCAGCUUUUGUCUAGUGGAGAGACCAGCACCUCCAGUGACCUCACAUUGACUGCAACAAAGCUCCCGGUUCUGGCGGACCAUCCUUUGGUGACAGGACCACAGUAUCAUAAGAUCCGUGUUGGAGUUGGUCAUCGUUUGGAUGCAUUUUCCUCUGGAGUCCUGGUUCUGGGUCUUGGGAAAGGAAACAAUGCUCUGGAUAGUCUGUACCGAUCACAUGUCACAAGAGACUAUACACUUGAAGGGGAAUUUGGAAUGGCCACAAAUGAUUUCACUCACACUGGACGAGUUAUUGAGAAAAGCACAUACGGCCAUGUUACACAGGAGAAGCUUGAGAGAGUGUUAGCCAUGGUCCAGGGAGCCAAUCAGAAAGCUUUAAUCAUGUACUCCAGGGUGGACCUGCACUCUCAGGAGGCGUAUGAGCUGGCAGUGAAGGGGAUGCUGCGUCCACAAGAUAAAAGCCCUCCUAUUAUAACUGGAUUACGAUGUCUUAGUUUUAAACCUCCUUACUUUAAACUGGAGGUGCAGUGUGUGAAUGAGACUCAGUGGUAUCUGCGGAAAAUGCUGCAUGAGUUGGGUUUGGAACUGCGCACCACUGCAGUCUGCACCAAGGUGCGUCGCACAAGAGAUGGUCCAUUUAAUAUGGAGGACGCGCUACUCCACAACCGCUGGACUGCUGAUGACAUCAUACCAGCUGUCAAAUACUUUCGUCGCACUACUCGGAAAAUCAGGAAGAAUGACAGUUACAAACAAGCUGUCACCCAGCUAGAUUCCACCACAGAGGCUCAGGACCAAAGCAGGACUAACUCAUGUCAUUUAGAGGCUCAAGAGAAGGAUGGAUCAAACAAUAUUUCUGCUGAAAUGUCUGCUGACAGUAAGCAGUGGAGUUAAAGGAUUAAAAUGCAAGGCAAAAAAAUAUAUAGAUAAAUAUUUAGAAUUUAUCAAACAACUAUUUAUUGCUUUACCAAUCUACAAGUGAACCUGAAAUAAUUUGUCACCAUUUAGAAUGUUGUAAAAUUGAAUAUUAUGCAUAUGUACCAUGGACUGGAUCAUGGAAUUUUAACAAAUACUGUUGAGGUUACUGUAAGAUGUUCUUUUGUGUGCAUACUUUUUUUCUUCUUUUUUUCUUUUGUCAUUUAUGUCUUUAUUGUGUGAAAUGUAAUACAAUAUAUGAUAACAGCUUUGCAA
Astyanax mexicanus (Mexican tetra) is the source of this 1550-nucleotide messenger RNA. It is a transcript of the gene trub2, whose product is annotated as TruB pseudouridine (psi) synthase family member 2. The transcript is spliced from 8 exons. The record is from RefSeq and is a predicted model, not a curated record. Gene Ontology annotation, biological process: RNA processing; pseudouridine synthesis. Gene Ontology annotation, molecular function: pseudouridine synthase activity; RNA binding. Lineage: Eukaryota; Metazoa; Chordata; Actinopteri; Characiformes; Acestrorhamphidae. Bases 201 to 1253 code for a protein of 350 amino acids.